AUGAGGGUCAGCCUGGCUACCCUGGCCUUCCUCCUCACUCUUGCCGUCCUGCACUCGGAGGCUAAUGAAGAAACAACUGAUAACCUGCAUGCCUGCUGUUUUGCCUUCACAACAAGGACAAUCCCACGCGCUCAUGUGGAAAAUUAUCAAAGGACCAGUGACAUGUGCCCCCAGCCAGGGGUCAUCUUCCAGACCAGAGGUGGGCGAUCGAUCUGUGCCAACCCAGGCCAGGCCUGGGUGCAGAGGUACAUCAUAUACCUGAACCAAAAGUCCAAGGGAGCUGGGAGCAGUGGGACCUUCACAGUCAAGGGAUCAUGA
This is a messenger RNA of Rangifer tarandus platyrhynchus (Svalbard reindeer), 318 nucleotides long. Lineage: Eukaryota; Metazoa; Chordata; Mammalia; Artiodactyla; Cervidae. The record is from the annotation of a GenBank genome assembly.